UCAACGGAUUCAACCAGAAGUGCAAAUUAAAUUCUGUAAACGCGAGGAAAUGGAUUCCGACUCGGAAGAUUUGGAAGAGGAUUCCUCGAACGAAAGCAUGCUGGACGUAAUCGAACGGGCGAACGCAUUUCUGGGAGCAGCAUACUCUUCCUCGGAGUGGUCUUUCCGAUCGUCAGCCGGUGAACCUUCCACCUCGUACGGUUCCAGAUCGACCAGUGGUGGGCUCAGUCGUCUUGAUAGUGAUUGUGUUAUACUGGAAGCAUUCUCCAAUGCCUCCUCCACCGUUGAUGUGCGCUGCUUUCCUCCGAACGAUGUAUCCCUGCAAUUGGGAAGCCGACGGCGCCGGGCAGAUGGUAUCCCCGUGGUGGAAUCCGUCAGUCUCGAUGAUACGGUGAACGAUCUGGAAGUUAAUCUGGCACCGUCACCACCGCGGAAGCCAACGGACAACUCACCGGUGGCACCACCACCACCCGUUCCCGUUUCAUGUCCAAUAUGCUUUGACUCCGUAUUCGAACAGCAGGCUGCCUCUACCGUUUGUGGACACAUGUUUUGCCAUUCGUGCAUUACGAAGGAAGUUGAAAUCCGUCACAAAUGUCCGAUGUGCCAACGGCCGCUUAACUCAUCACAAGUUAUACCGAUCUAUGUAAACUGAAUAUUCCGAGGAACAUUCGUUGUCGUUCGAAGGUGGGGGCCGUACCCAGCAUGAAGUCCUGAUCAACUACUGUA
Ochlerotatus camptorhynchus is the source of this 726-nucleotide messenger RNA. Its product is annotated as E3 ubiquitin-protein ligase RNF4-like. Gene Ontology annotation, molecular function: transcription factor binding. The record is from RefSeq and is a predicted model, not a curated record. The transcript has 2 exons. Bases 50 to 652 code for a protein of 200 amino acids. Gene Ontology annotation, biological process: positive regulation of transcription by RNA polymerase II. Lineage: Eukaryota; Metazoa; Arthropoda; Insecta; Diptera; Culicidae.